AUGGAGAUGAAAAAUGAGAGAGCGAUUAAGCAUAGGUUCCAUGUGCAUCCUUUGGUGUUUGCGGAAGAGCAAAUCAAUGAAGGUGAUCUCAAAGCUUACUGUUAUGGAUGCAGUGAAUUUGGUUUCAGGUUGCAAUUACGUUGUCCAUGUGAAUUGUGCCUUGGAGAAGGAGAUCUGUACGAGGUAAUUGAGGAAGAAUGCCAAUGUGAGGAGCUCAAUGCCGCUACGCAGUCUUCCAUCACUCGUGUUAUUGAGAUGAAUGAAGAUGGGGAAGCCACAAAGAUUGAACAUUUCAGCCAUGAAGGUCAUUGCCUGGUGUUAGCAGACAAGAUGGAGGAGGAAACUGAUAGAAAAUGUGAUGGGUGCAUGCUGCCUGUCUCAACUAAUUUGUUUUAUUAUUGUUUGGAAUCAGAUUGCCAUUUUUGUCUUCACAAAAAUUGUGCUAAGUUGCCAAGAAUCAAGCAACAUUGGUUUCGUCAAUCCAAUGCCACUCUUCAAUCCGCUGUCUUUCUGAAAUGUUGCUUGUGCAAUCGAUGUUGUAGUGGUUUCUUCUACAACAUUGGAGGAUACUACAAUGUUUGCAUAAGGUGUGCUAAAGUUCCCGAUGAAGAUCAAGGACACCAACACUUUCUCUCUUUUGAUUUCAAAUGUUGGGAGCGAUGUAAGGGAUGUGGCGCUGCUAGUAAUGGCUGGGGUGCAUUGAAAUGUAGAAGCUGCAAAUUUGCUUUGGAUUUUGUAUGCUUAACUUUACCGCAUUCAGCUCUUCACAAAGUGGAUCAACAGAUACUAUACCUUACUUACCAUGAUGAUAAUGAUUAUUCAAAUCAUUGUUAUUGUGAUAUUUGUGAAAGAGAAAGAGAUCCAAACCUUUAG
Molecule: messenger RNA, 873 nt
Organism: Hibiscus syriacus
Lineage: Eukaryota; Viridiplantae; Streptophyta; Magnoliopsida; Malvales; Malvaceae
Exons: 2
Coding region: 1-873 (290 amino acids)
Source: RefSeq, a predicted model, not a curated record